CAGCGGUGCCAGGUGGGACCGCAUCUCCUCUGGCAGCCGCUGGCAGAGACAUUGCUUCACUCAGAAGUUUCCACCUGAAGGUGGACUUCAGAACUGAACUUAAAAAUCCUUAAGCAAGGAGUAGAAAUGAACGGAAAUUUCACCCUGAUGAAAACGAAAUAAAAAAGAAUAUUUAAAAUCAGUGCUAGGUUCCAGUCUCUGUAUUCUUUUUUCUCUUAGUAGAAACCUGGGGGUUUCCAUCAUUCUAGUGAAGAUGGAAAUCACAUGUCCAUUUUCUGUCAUCAAAAUGCACACCUUUGUGUUCCUUAUUAGCUUUCCUUUUUCCUUUUCCUAUUAUCACUUUCUUCUCCUAAUUUUCAUCUUCCCUUCUUCUGAUCUUGCUGUUUCCUGGGCCAGUUCUGUGUCCAUUUGUCAUACAGUUCACUUGUUUGCCAGUAGGGUUGUACCAGGCCGGGCUAAUGUGUGUGACUGCAGCUGAGAUAGAAUGCAAAGGCAGGCAGUUCUGCUGUGUGCCCCACCGGUGCACGGGGAGAAGGCACAUCGGUGUGAUCAGUGUUCUCUGGAACACUGUCACAUCCCCUACACUGCUCUCAGGGGAUGGUCCUGCAUUCAUACUCGUUUUCCUGCUGUUAUUAGCUGGCUCUGUUGAUGUAGCGAUUCCUCAUGAAGAUAAGCCUUAGAAAAAUAAAUCCUUUUCUUAUUUAACAAGUGAGUGCUUAUUUGAAAACAAACUUAGGCAAGCCCUGAAGAGCUAUACUGGAAAUUAAAGAGAUGUGAGAGAAGGAGAAAGAAAUGAGCCCGACUGGAUCGCACGUGGAAUGGUGUAAACAGCUGAUAGCUGCAACCAUUUCGAGUCAGAUUUCAGGGUCUGUCCCAUCAGAGGGUGUGUCCAGAGACUACAGGGUGUACAGGAGGCCAGUUAUUCGGCAGGAGAUUCAGGAUGGACACAAUGGCUAUCAUUCUGAAGCAGAACCUGAUCAGGUGGCACUGCGGGAUGGAAACAAACUGGCACAGAUGGAAGAGGCUCCACUUUUUCCUGGAGAAUCAAUCAAAGUUAUCGCUAAGGAUGUUAUGUAUAUCUGCCCAUUUAUGGGAGCAGUCAGCGGUACGCUCACAGUGACGGACUUCAGAAUGUUUAUCAAGAGUGUCGAGAGGGAUCCACCUUUUGUUGUUGAUGUUCCCCUUGGAGUUAUAAGUAGGGUUGAAAAAAUUGGAGUACAGAGCCAUGGAGACAAUUCAUGUGGUAUAGAAAUAGUUUGCAAGGAUAUGAGAAAUUUGCGGCUGGCCUAUAAACAGGAAGAGCAGAACAGACUGGAGAUCUUUGAAAACCUUGUAACACGUGCAUUUCCUGUUUCUAAUGGGCUGCCUCUUUUUGCCUUCAGCUAUAAAGAAAAGUUUGCUGUUAAUGGCUGGAAAGUGUAUGAUCCAAUGGCAGAAUAUAAGAGGCAGGGCUUGCCCAAUGAGAGUUGGAAAAUAUCCAAAAUUAACAACACCUAUGAGCUUUGUGAUACAUACCCUGCUGUUCUUGUUGUGCCAACCAGUGUAAAGGAUGAUGACCUCUCAAAAGUGGCAGCAUUUAGAGCAAAAGGGAGAGUUCCUGUGUUAUCCUGGAUUCAUCCUGAGAGUCAAGCAACGAUAACACGAUGCAGCCAGCCAUCAGUUGGCCCAAACGAUAAGCGUUGCAAGGAAGAUGAAAAAUAUUUGCAGACAAUUAUGGAUGCCAAUGCUCAGUCACAUAAACUUAUCAUCUUUGAUGCCAGGCAGAAUAGUGUUGCAGAUACGAACAAGGCUAAAGGUGGAGGAUAUGAAAGUGAAAGUGCCUACCCAAAUGCAGAGCUGGUCUUUCUGGAGAUUCAUAAUAUACAUGUCAUGAGAGAAUCCCUGAGGAAACUUAAAGAAAUUGUUUAUCCUACUAUUGAUGAGACUCGGUGGCUGUCGAACGUGGACUCCACCCACUGGCUGGAAUAUAUAAGGAUGCUUCUUGCUGGAGCAGUUAGAAUUGCGGAUAAAAUUGAGUCUGGUAAGACCUCUGUAGUGGUGCACUGCAGUGAUGGCUGGGAUCGAACUGCACAGCUCACUGCACUGGCCAUGCUCAUGCUGGACAGCUAUUACAGAACCAUCAAGGGCUUUGAAGUUCUUGUAGAGAAAGAAUGGAUAAGUUUUGGACAUCGAUUUGCAAUGCGAGUGGGACAUGGAGAUGAUGAUCACGCAGAUGCUGACAGAUCCCCCAUCUUCCUGCAGUUCAUUGACUGUGUUUGGCAAAUGACAAGACAGUUUCCUGCAGCCUUUGAAUUCAAUGAGUUAUUUUUGAUCACCAUUCUGGAUCACCUUUAUAGUUGUCUCUUCGGGACUUUCUUAUGCAACUGUGAAAAAGAGAGAUUAAAAGAGGAAGUGAGCACAAAGACUGUAUCUCUGUGGUCCUAUAUAAACAGCCAGCUAGAGGAAUUCACAAAUCCCUUCUAUGUAAACUAUGAAAACCAUGUCCUGUAUCCUGUUGCCAGUCUGAACCAUUUGGAGCUGUGGGUGAACUACUACAUCAGGUGGAACCCCAGGAUGCGGCCUCAGGUUCCAAUCCACCAAAAUCUUAAAGAACUGCUGGCCAUCAGGACAGAGCUUCAGAAGAAGGUUGAGGAUUUGCAGCGGGAAGCUGCCACGCGUUCCAUUUCCUCCUCCUCUGACAGAGGCUCAUCUCCUUCCCAUUCUGCCACACCAGUGCACACCUCUGUGUGAUGUGGAAUGAAAGCCAUGUGAAAAAUCAGUGUCAGGUAACACAGAGGAGGGUGAAAUGCUUUUCCCAUCACAAAAGGAUUGCGAGUGACUUGUGAUUGCUGUGAUCUUCAUGCCUUACUCUGUGUCUGAUACUAUCACGAUGAGGCCAAAAAGAGCUUCAGUAGAUGUGAUGUAUUUUCUUGUUGGCAGUUCCCACAUGUGUUUUGACACUCUAGCUAAGUCACCAAUCAUGAAAUUAAACUUUGUUUUGAGCAACUAACAAUUUAACCAUUCUAAAAAGGAAUCCAUCUGCCAAGCAGACAGAAAAAUGCCUCACACAUUGUCUAGAGUACUAUGCCUGGUUGAGAGAAUCAGAUUAAAUGCCACAUGAUGCUUACACAGAACACAAAAUGUUUUUCUGAAUGGGAGCUCCUUAUUUCACUCAGUAAUAGAUAUAUAUAUUUCUAUUUUUUUUUUUUUUUUGCUAGAGCAAUUUAUUUUUUUUAGGUAAUGCACUUGGAAAUUGAUUUUAAAAUAAAUGUUUUCCAGUGUAGUCAGUUUUACAUUUCGAACUAAAUAUGCCAUUAAAAGUGGAUGAAGUUGAGCUGGGUUUAUCAAGUACACCACACUGACUUGUAUGAUGUAAUAUAUUUGGUAAAGCAUGUAUUUUAGGUUUUUUAAUGCCUUUUGUACAAGUUGAAAUAAAGUCUUUUGACUGUUUAGCUUAUUGUUCAGUUUCAGCCUCCUGAGCGAGGGGUAAACUUGCUCAUGUCAAGGUCUUGUACAAAGUAAAAGUUUGUUUUCUAGGAAAUGGUAAUAUUUGGGGUUGGAAUGACACCCAGCAGUGUAAAUUGUAUAGUCUGUAUAGCUCCACAUUGUGAAGUGUGUUUUGUUUCUAAGUGUACACACAAAAUGCAAAGUGUUUAUACCCAUGUGUAUGUGAUGUUGAACAUAUGCAUCCUCCCGUGGGUUUAAGCUGUACGUUCAGAAAAUGGAUCCUGCCUGUCCAAACCCUUCUGAGGACCUUAACUUGCAAAGACUUUGUUUGACAAAGUUUUUUGAAUAAUAUGAUAUUAAUUGUUUUUCUUGAAAUAAAGCCUCUUGGCUUUUUGUUUUUUAAA
This is a messenger RNA of Motacilla alba alba, 3830 nucleotides long. It is a transcript of the gene MTMR1, whose product is annotated as myotubularin related protein 1. Lineage: Eukaryota; Metazoa; Chordata; Aves; Passeriformes; Motacillidae. The transcript is spliced from 17 exons. Bases 793 to 2730 code for a protein of 645 amino acids. The record is from RefSeq and is a predicted model, not a curated record. Gene Ontology annotation, biological process: phosphatidylinositol dephosphorylation. Gene Ontology annotation, molecular function: phosphatidylinositol-3,5-bisphosphate 3-phosphatase activity.